Tribolium madens (black flour beetle) is the source of this 1963-nucleotide messenger RNA. It is a transcript of the gene KLHL18, whose product is annotated as kelch-like protein 18. The record is from RefSeq and is a predicted model, not a curated record. NCBI's taxonomy places the organism in Eukaryota, Metazoa, Arthropoda, Insecta, Coleoptera, Tenebrionidae. Gene Ontology annotation, molecular function: protein binding. The transcript is spliced from 8 exons. Bases 154 to 1908 code for a protein of 584 amino acids.
CCAUCCAUCAUAAAUGUCAAAUGUCAACCACUUGUCAAAUGUCAAACAAUAAUAGUUCUCUGAAUUUUAGAAUUUCUCGAAUAAAGUGAGAUUUAAGUCAGUUAUAAUUAACAAAAGUGAUUAUGCCCGAGUAGUGUCAAGGAUUUAGCAAAAAUGAGUAGUCUUCGCCCUAUGAGCUCGUGUUACGAGCCUAAAAGCCCCCGCAACGUUUAUGAAAUGAACAAUGAAAGUAUGGUUUUCCAGCAAAAUGAUCUUUUCCCUCUUGCUUUUCCCUGUAUGGAAGAAAUCCGGCGUCAGGGGCGGCUUUGCGACGUUGUUUUGAAGAUUGAUGGCCAAGAUUUCAGUGCUCAUAAAAUCGUCCUUGCUGCCACCAUUCCCUAUUUCCACGCCAUGUUUAUGAACGACAUGCUUGAGUCUCGGAAUAGGGAGAUUGAAAUGAAAUGUAUUGACGCAAUGGCGCUUGAAGCACUGAUCAAUUUCGCAUACUCAGGCCGGGUCAUUUUGGAUAAAAACAACGUGCAAAGUAUCAUGAUUGGAGCAUCUUUCUUGCAAUUGAGCAAAGUCAGGGAUGCUUGUGCUAAUUAUCUACUCCAAGGCUUGCACCCCCAGAAUGCGAUUGGGGUCCGAGACUUUGCUGACAGUCUUGGGUGCCCAAGUUUGGCGGAAUCGGCUGAAAAAUACAUUGAAACGUACUUCCACGAGGUGUCGCUGCAUGAGGAGUAUCUAAAUUUGACUCUCGCGGAGGUUAAAACUUUGUUAAAUAAAAACGAAUUGAGGGUUGAAAGCGAGGAGCAGGUUUUUGAGGCUUGUAUGAGAUGGAUCAAGUAUAAGGAGUGUAGGAAGGAGUUUUUACCUGAACUUUUGGCUCUUGUGAGACUCCCUUUGCUGUCCCCGCUCUAUAUUACCGACAGAGUUGGGACUGAGGAAGCCAUUCGGUACUCUUUGCAAUGCCGAGAUUUGUUAGAUGAGGCCCGGACUUACCAUUUAAUACCUGAAAGACGUGCGUUGAUGCAAAGUUUUAAGACCGAGCCGAGGGCUUGCGAGGUCAAAGGUUUUAUUUAUGUUGUGGGGGGGUUAAAUAAGCACGGCGACUCGUUAAGCACUGUGGAGUUUUAUGACCCAAAAACAAACACAUGGCAUAUGGCGCCACCUAUGUCUAUGUUGAGGUCUAGGUUAGGAGUAGCAGUACUAAGAAGCCAAUUAUACGCUUUUGGGGGCUAUAAUGGAAAAGACAGGUUGGCUAGCGUUGAAGUCUAUGACGCUAUUAAGAAAGAAUGGUCCGCUAUAAGCCCCAUGCAGUGUAAAAGAAGUGCAUUGGGGGCUACAGCCUUAGGCGAUAUUAUUUACGUUUGUGGGGGCUACGACGGUGUCACGUCUCUCAACUCCGUCGAACGCUAUCACCCUUUCACCAAUACAUGGUGUUCUCUAGCACCCAUGAACAAAUCUCGCAGUGCAGGGGCUGUGAUUGCUUGCCAGGGCUAUAUUUACGCUCUAGGGGGCCACGAUGGACUUUCCAUUUUUGAUUCAGUGGAACGCUACGAUCCCAAUUCUAACACUUGGACUGAAGCAGCCCCCAUGUUAACCAAACGUUGUCGUUUGGGAGUAGCAAUGUUGGGUGGGAAAUUGUACGCGUGUGGGGGCUACGACGGGAGCACCUUUUUGCAAACAGUGGAAAUGUAUAAUCCCUACACUAACAAGUGGACAUAUGUGGCCCCCAUGAAUGCGCAAAGGAGUCGUGUAGCCCUAACGGCAAAUAUGGGCAAAUUGUGGGCUGUUGGAGGCUAUGACGGAAUUUCAAAUUUGGUCUCAGUGGAGGUUUAUGACCCCAAGACGGAUCAGUGGACGUAUGCGGCUCCCAUGGUCGCACAUGAAGGGGGAGUGGGACUGGGGGUUAUUUCUGUUCCUUAAUUGACUUAAUUUAUUUAUUUAUUUUAUGUUAAGAAAUAAAAAGUUGACGCCAAUA